This is a messenger RNA of Sciurus carolinensis (gray squirrel), 2307 nucleotides long. Its product is annotated as centrosomal protein of 78 kDa-like. Gene Ontology annotation, molecular function: protein binding. The record is from RefSeq and is a predicted model, not a curated record. Gene Ontology annotation, cellular component: centrosome. Gene Ontology annotation, biological process: viral process. Lineage: Eukaryota; Metazoa; Chordata; Mammalia; Rodentia; Sciuridae.
GGGGCCCCUGGUUCUGAAGUAAAUAAAGUAUGCAGAAGUCGUGUUCCUGCUAUAAGAUCCAAAGAUAUGACCUUUUGGUUAUGUAGAGCUCUUAAAAGCUGUUUAAGUGCAUCAAAUGUGCUAAGGAACCUGGAGUUAAAUGGACUAGUUCUGAGAGAGAGGGAUUUAACUGCUUUAACAAAGGGAUUGAAUAAAUCAACUUCUUUGGUGCACCUGUCUCUUGCAAACUGUCCAAUUGGAGAUGGAGGUUUAGAAAUUAUUUGUCAAGCUAUAAAGACGUCUGUCACUCUUAAGACAGUCAAUUUCACUGGCUGGAUUCUGACAUGGCAGGGAGCAGAUCACAUGGCCAAGAUCUUAAAGUAUCAGACCAUGAGAAGGCAUGAAGAAACCUGGGCUGAGAGUCUUGGAUAUAGGAGACCAAAUCUUGACUGCAUGGCUGGCUUAAGGCGCAUCACAUUGAAUUGCAACUUUCUCAUUGGUGACCUGGGGGCACGUGCUUUUGCAGACUCUCCUAGUGAGGAUUUAUGACUUAGAGCUCUUGACCUGCAGCAGUGUUGCCUCACUAAUGAAGGAGCCAAAGCUUUACUAGAGGCCCUUGAAACCAGUAGAACUCUGGUCAUUCUGGAUAUAAGAAAAAAUUCACUCAUUGAUCAUUCUAUGAUGAAAGCAGUUAUCAAAAAAGUUCUUCAGAAUGGAAGGAGUGCUAAGUCAGAGUACCAGUGGAUAACUUCUCCAUCAGUGAGGGAACCAUCUAAAACUUCUAAACAGAAAAAGAGAACUAUAAUUCUGGGGAGUAGUCAAAAAGGAAAAGCUACUAUUAGAAUUGGGUUGGCUACAAAGAAACCUGUGAAUAGUGGAAGAAAACACAGCCUUUGUAAAGAAUAUGCUUCUGAACCUCCACCUCCUGGUGUGUCUGGUUUCUUGCCAUGGCGUACUGCAGAACGUGCAAAAAGGAACAGGGGUUUUCCAUUAAUCAAAACUCGUGAUAUAUCUAAUCAGCUACAGCAAUCUGAUUUUCCUGUGACUGUGACAGUAGAGAGUCCUUCAUCCACAGAAAUUGAAGAGGUUGAUGAUUCUUCAGAAAGUGUUCAUGAAAUGCCUGAGGAAACUAGUUUAAAACAAGCAUUACAGGGAAAACUGGAGGAAUGCCUAAAGCAGUUAAAAGAGGAAAGAGUAUUAAGGUUUAAAGCUGAUGAACGAGUUAGUGAGCUGGAACAUGAAAAUGCCCAGUUAAGAAAUAUAAAUCUCAUUGAAGCCCUUCAUACACAGUCAUUGGCAAGCAUGAUUCUGGAUAAUGAAGGUGUUUUGGGCAGUAUUGAGAAUUCUUUUCAGAAGUUUCAUGCUUUCUUGGAUCUCCUUAAAGAUACUGGUCUUGGGCAACUUGCCACAAUGGCUGGUAUAGACCAGUCAGAUUUUAAUUUAUUAGGUCAUCCCCAGAUGAAUUCUAGUAUUAGCAGUGCACCUAAAGAAAAGAAGGCACUUGAAGAAGAAAAAACAGAUCCAAAGCAGAAUGCCCUAGGACAAAUGCAAAAUAUCCAAGUUUCUAUUUGUAUGCAGUCAGCUUACAAUGAAGGAACACCAAUGAAGUUUCAGAAAAUCACAGGUGAUGCUAGAAUUCCUUUGCCUCUCAACUCCUUCCAUGUCCCAGUUUCUACUCAGGAGGCCCCAGGAACUUCCAAAGACAACCUGGGAGACCCAGUCCCUGAGCAGCAGCAGGAAUCUUUGGAAGGAUUCAUGGCAAGAACAUGUUCUCCUUUAGCAGAUAGGAUUUCAGGAACUGGAAAUCAGAGAGAAGAAGAGGAGUUAUCUAGAAAUAGCAGAUCACCCUCAGAGAAAAUGACCCAAACAGGUGAAUAUACCAAAAAACACUUUGCUAAGAAACAACCUGAGAAGGACCUGCAUUCCUACUCUGACUCCUUUACAAAUCAGAAAAGCAAAGGAAUUGGGGAAAAUAAGUCUUUGGUUCAUGAGUCAAUUAAAAAUGAACGAGCCCGUAUCCAACAGACAGCACAGGACCACGCUGACCAAGCCCAUUUAAUGGACAUAACUUUACCCACAGAAGCAACAGCGGUUCCAAUAACUGAACCAAACUGGAACUAUCAGGAAGGCCAGCAAGGCCACUGUUAUUGUGCUCGCAUGGUUCAAUAUCUCAUAGCAGGCAUGCAAGCAGCCUCUAAUAAGCACCCCCACACCACCUACCCUACCGUUGCCCCCAGAACUGGUCAACCCCCAAGUCUGGGACUCUUCCGAGCCAGUCAUAGCCUUCCAGCACAAGCCAAUCAUUAUGCAACUGAAACCUCAAGCUAA